Messenger RNA from Nerophis lumbriciformis (worm pipefish), 900 nucleotides. The record is from RefSeq and is a predicted model, not a curated record. Lineage: Eukaryota; Metazoa; Chordata; Actinopteri; Syngnathiformes; Syngnathidae.
AUGUUGGAGAGUGGGGUGUUUGAGGAGUCGGUGGUGGUGUCCACUUGCAAUCGGACGGAGUAUUAUGCGGUGGUGAGGGGCGAGGAUGGGGCUUUGGAGGAUUGGGUGUGUGGGAGGCGUGGGUUUUCUGGUUCAAGGGAGGGGGUGUUUUAUCAGCAUGAGGGGGAAAAUGUGGCGCGGCAUUUGUGCGGGGUGGUGAGUGGGUUGGAUUCGAUGGUGUUGGGGGAGACGGAGAUUUUUGGUCAGGUGAAGAAGGCGUAUCAAAAGGCGUUGGAAGCGGGUGCGACGGGUGGAUGGCUGAAUCGGUUUUUCCAGCGGGCGUUUGGAGUGGGGAAAAAGGUGCGAACUCUGACGAGGAUUCAGGCGGGGCAGACAUCGGUGGGGAGUGUGGCGGUGGAUUUGGCGGAGAAGAUUUUUGGAGGCUUGAGGAAUACUUCGGUGAUGGUGAUCGGGGCUGGGGAGAUGAGUCGCACGACGGCGCAGAGUUUGAAGUCGCGAGGUGCGAAGGCGUUGUUCGUGGCGAAUCGUUCUUAUGAUCAGGCGGUGGCGUUGGCGAGUGAGCUCAAGGGGGAGGCGGUGAAGUUCGAUGAUUGGGAGGAGGUGCUGACGAGGGUAGAUGUGGUGAUCUCAUCAACGGGGGCACCGCAUGCGGUGGUGCAUCCUGAGCAUGUGGAGAGGGUGAGGCGGCGGCGGAAGUAUCGUCCGCUUUUUAUGAUCGAUGUUGCGGUGCCGCGUGAUGUGGAGCCAGCGGUGGGUGAUAUUGAGGAAGUGUAUCUUUAUGAUAUGGAUGCUUUGCAGAGUCUGGCGGAGGAGGGACGGGAGAAAAGGGAGGCUCAGGUGUUAGUUUGUCGGAACUUGAUCGAGGAGGAGAUUAAGACGAUGGAAUUUUUAGAAGAAUGA